Messenger RNA from Parastagonospora nodorum SN15, 1478 nucleotides. RefSeq lists its product as hypothetical. Gene Ontology annotation, biological process: endoplasmic reticulum inheritance; septin ring assembly. The transcript is spliced from 3 exons. NCBI's taxonomy places the organism in Eukaryota, Fungi, Ascomycota, Dothideomycetes, Pleosporales, Phaeosphaeriaceae. The record is from RefSeq and is a predicted model, not a curated record. Gene Ontology annotation, cellular component: perinuclear endoplasmic reticulum; endoplasmic reticulum membrane; cortical endoplasmic reticulum. The coding region runs from base 150 to 1478 and encodes 442 amino acids.
GCCGCUGCCCGCACCGCGACUGACCCCCCGACGACUCCCCGGCGCUGUUUGCGCGUCCACCACGCGCCCCGAAUCUUUCUCCGCCGCCUCAGCGCACGUCAGAGGUCAGGCUCGUUGGAAAACGAGCUUGGCGACGACGGCGCACGCAGAUGUGGCUUACUAGAGUGCUCUCGUCGACCACCUUCCUGGGCGCCAUAAUAUUCACCAUCCCCUUGGCCUUCGACAUCGGCGGCCGCACAUGUGGACUGGCAUUCUCGCUGGGCCUCAGCACAUACUACUUCCUCUACUCGGUCUUAAGACUAGCCACGCCCGAUCAAUCACGCUUCCGAUGGGCGCUCUGCAACAUGGCGGCGUGGGCCCAGUGGCUGGCAAUACCGACGCUGCUCAUCUGGAGUCUGAACAAGUUUUCCAUCGACGCGACCAACAAUGCACGCUGGGCUGAGCGGACCUUCGCCGGGAAGAGAUCCGACUACAAGACCGUCAGCGAGUGGAUAUUCGGGAGCCAAGGCCUGAUACAGAGUGCCUCGAUCAGCGCGUGGGACAACGGCCUGAGGUACAGCACCCCUGUAUUCCAGAUGGCAGAGGGCUUCUGCAGCUUGUUGGUAAUCCAGGCCGCUGGACAAAUCACCAGAUGGGUGGUGAACAGGGAGCGUGGAGACGCGUGGAUGAUUGGCCUCCUGAUCAGCUCUGCCUCCAUCAUCUCCACGUCUGUCUACUUCCUAUGGCGCAUUACUACCUUCCCCGAGAUCAGCAACGUAGACGCCAUCCUCAUCGGUGUAGCUAUUACUACCGCCAUAUUCCUUGGUGGAUGGGGCAUUGUCAGUGCUAGAGGCAACCCAGUCGAAUCGUCUUUGCUUUUCGCCUACGUGACCCUCUGCAUCUAUCAGAUCUUCACCGACUACCAGCCCUCGCCUGGUUCCAAAGCCGCAGCAAAUGCCCCUCAAGACCCCGCUCUACCGCCAUUACCUCCCAUCAUCAUGGCAUCCUACACGACUCUUCUCCACGCCAUGGGCUCCCUUCCCACAAUCAUUCACACCGGCUUCAACCUCAUGGUCGGUGCCAUAAUGACCAUCACGCCUUCUGUUAUCAUCUCCCUCGCCUACCGUGUCUUCGUCAUGUAUGCUGCAGCGCGCAUCAUCCCCGCUGUCCGAGAAUCUGGCGCACGAGCUCUGUCUCAAGAGCCCAGUCUGGAUGACGAAGACGAAACGAGCAAGAUCCUUGGAUUUCUGACAUGGUUCAGCCCCAGUAUUAUCAUUGCCGUGUACACCAGUCUUCUGAUGCAGCACUUCGCCAGCGGCAACGGCGCUGAUGGAAGCGCCGUGACUGGCGAGUGGUGGACGAACCAAGGCGGCGAUGUAGGUGGGAAUACUUGGAGAUGGAUCAAUCUUGCCAUUACAAUGGGCUUGUAUGCCAUUGAGCUCAAGAUUUCGCAUGCCGACGACGAUGGCAGGUUGACGAGUCACUGGAAGACAGAUUAA